Messenger RNA from Mangifera indica (mango), 1277 nucleotides. Its product is annotated as syntaxin-124-like. Gene Ontology annotation, cellular component: SNARE complex; endomembrane system; plasma membrane. The record is from RefSeq and is a predicted model, not a curated record. The coding region runs from base 244 to 1146 and encodes 300 amino acids. Gene Ontology annotation, biological process: intracellular protein transport; vesicle fusion; exocytosis. Gene Ontology annotation, molecular function: SNAP receptor activity; SNARE binding. Lineage: Eukaryota; Viridiplantae; Streptophyta; Magnoliopsida; Sapindales; Anacardiaceae. The transcript has a single exon.
CAAUUAUUUCCAUACCUGCCCAACGUGAAGCCAUUGCUUCUCUUGAUGAAGGCUUUGCUUUUGACACCUUCUCAGCUUCUCCCUCCAACUUUCCAUGGAGAAGAGCCCCACAACCCAUUAGUACAUAAAUCAAGAGAAGAAGCAGAGCAACAACAAAUAACCAGCAACACCACUCCGGGGGAAUUCAGUUUCCCUCUAAUUAAAUACAUUGUUUUUUCAUAGGAAAAACCAAAAAAAAAAAAAAUGAACGAUCUUAUUUCAAGUUCGUUCAGGCGCCAGGCUUCUUUAGACCUGGAGGCUGGAGGCGAGGCUGGGAAAGAGACAACGAAUCUUGAUAAGUUCUUUGAAGAUGUAGAGAAUGUCAAAGAUGACAUGAAAAUUAUAGAGAAGCUGUACAAGAGAUUACAGGAAUCAAAUGAAGAAAGCAAAAAUGCCCACAAUGCAAAAACCAUUAAAGAAGUUCGAUCACGAAUGGAUUCAGACGUUGAGCAAGUCCUCAAACGAGUCAAAGUGAUUAAAGCUAAGCUACAGGCACUUGAAAAUUCUAAUGCAGAACAAAGAAAACUUCCAGGCUGUGGUCCAGGCUCAUCAGCAGAUAGAACCAGGACUUCUGUUGUUGCUGGUUUAGGGAAGAAGCUUAAGGAUUCGAUGGAUGAUUUUCAAAAAUUUAGGGCUAAAAUGACAGCUGAAUACAAGGAAACAGUUGAGAGAAGGUAUUUUACUAUAACUGGAGAGAAAGCAGACGAAGAAAUGAUUGAAAACUUAAUAUCAAGUGGUGAAAGUGAAAAUUUUCUUCAAAAGGCAAUUCAAGAACAGGGUCGUGGGCAAAUUAUGGACACCAUUUCUGAGAUUCAAGAGAGGCAUGAUGCGGUAAAGGAGAUUGAAAAGAAUUUAAUUGAACUUCACCAGGUUUUUCUGGACAUGUUUGCACUGGUAGAGGCACAAGGACACCAACUCAAUGACAUUGAGAGCCACGUGGCGCAUGCGAAUUCGUUUGUGAGGAGAGGGACCGAACAGCUGGAGGUUGCCAAGGAGAUCCGACAAAAUAACAGAAAAUGGACUUGCAUUGCCAUAAUGUUGGUUGCUGUUCUGAUUGUUGUUUUACUUUUUCCAAUUUUAUUCCAGAUUUUACUCCACAAGAUGUAGUGCUGUGUUGGUGCCAAUGUCACCUUUGGCCAUGGUUUGUCUUCAAGAACAAAAACAGUUUCCUGUUUUCUGAUUCUUCCUGCAAGGUUGUUUCAUAGAGAAGUUCUCUUCUUUAAUCUUUUGGAAUUUCA